Molecule: messenger RNA, 1464 nt
Organism: Melopsittacus undulatus (budgerigar)
Lineage: Eukaryota; Metazoa; Chordata; Aves; Psittaciformes; Psittaculidae
Gene: GATC
Product: glutamyl-tRNA amidotransferase subunit C
Exons: 4
Coding region: 41-478 (145 amino acids)
Biological process (GO): glutaminyl-tRNAGln biosynthesis via transamidation; regulation of translational fidelity; mitochondrial translation
Cellular component (GO): glutamyl-tRNA(Gln) amidotransferase complex; mitochondrion
Molecular function (GO): glutaminyl-tRNA synthase (glutamine-hydrolyzing) activity
Source: RefSeq, a predicted model, not a curated record
CAGCGCGGUGACGUUGCCGGCGCGCCGUCGGGAGAGCGCUAUGCGGGUGCUGUCCGUCAGCCGGUGGCUCCGCGGCGCUGUCCGGGCCCCAUCGGGCGGACCGGGCUCCCCGCAGGUACCGCAGCCGGGCCGGAGGGAGCGGGAGGCGGCCCCGGGCGGUUCCUGCCCCCGCGCUGAGAAGGUGACGGUGGACGUGCUGGAUCACUUGGAACACUUGGCCUUGGUGGAUUUCCGUGACUCCGAGGGUGUGGAGCGGCUGCAGAAGGCGAUCCAGUUUGCUGAUCAGCUUCAUGAGGUGAACACGGAUGGCGUAGAACCAAUGGAUUCAGUACUGGAGGACAGGUGUCUGUAUCUCAGAGAAGAUGAUGUUACAGAGGGCAACUGCACAAAAGAACUGCUGAAAAAUGCCAAAGAGAAAGUAGAAGAGUAUUUUGUAGCCCCACCAGGUAACAUCCCUUUGCCAAAGCUGGAAGAAUGAGAGACUUAUCUGCAGAGCUCUUAGCCCAGAGCCCAAAGGCCAUUCCAGUAUUUUAUUUGGGAACACUAACUUUUGUCACAGCCAAAAUACUCUGGUGUGUAUUCUGAUCAAAAGAAGAGCACUUGCAAGAUGAUUUACAGUAGAAGGUGGAACAAGUUUAAUAAUGCUGCUGUAAUAUUCAAUGUUUACAAAGCUGGAAGGCAGCAUGACAGAUUAUCUCAGUGCUUUUAAUUAGCAAAGUGAACUGGAUGUUGCUCUUUAAGAUACUGAAUGGAUUAAAGGCUUUAAAAAGAACAUUAAAAGGUAAUUAUUAAAAAUUCUCAGAACACUAUUUUUCCUCAACAAAUUUGUUGGGAAACAAGAGAGAUUGGAAAGCUCUUUUGCCUAUUUCUGACCUUUAGCUUGACUCUGGCUCUGACCCUGUCAGAAGUAACAGAGCUCCCAGGUAUCUGGGGGGCCUGGAGGAGGAGUCUGUACCAUUGUUGCAUCUCUGACAGAGAGAGCUCAGAUUUUCAUUAUGGAAGGAAAGGCACUUUGAGAAGAUCAUUCACUCAAAUAUUUUGCUUCUACCGAAUACUUCGUAGAACAUUCUGGGUUGGAAGAAACCUUAAAGCUCAUCCAGUUCCAACCUGUUCCCACAGGCACCUUCUACUAGACCAGGUUGCUUAAAGCCCCGUCCAACCUGUCCUGCAGUACUGCCAGGGAUGGGGCAUUUUUUGUUUUUAUUCUCAUAAAUUAAGUGCCUGGAGUUGUACAUAGUUUGAGAAAGCACUUUUCAGACACAGAACUGGCUGUUCUAGAAGAAAAAGUCUUUGCCACAGCCAUUUUUGUCCUCCAGAUGUGUAUCUGUAGUGGCACUGGCAGUAUGUUCUGGAUUAACCCAUUUUUCCAUUUCAAACAAAGCACUGCAGUUAUCUCUGUUAUUUAAAACACCUUGUGUGGCUAAGCUUGUUGUAAAUAAAAAAUGUAAUUACUUGUGAACCAGA